CCCCCUCCCCCCCGCCAAAAAAAAUUUUUUUUAAUUAAAAAAAAUGGCAGAGUCUACGGAGGAGGUGGCGGUGCUGGUGCAGCGGGUGGUGAAGGACAUCAACAACGCCUUCAAGAGGAAUCCGCACAUAGAUGAAAUAGGACUAAUUCCCUGUCCUGAAGCUCGGUACAACCGGAGUCCAAUAGUCUUGGUUGAAAAUAAACUUGGUGUGGAGAGUUGGUGUGUCAAGUUUCUUUUGCCAUAUGUCCACAACAAGCUUCUCCUCUACAGGCAAAGAAAGCAGCGACUAAACAAAGAUGAAUUGGUAGAUGUCACAUGUACCCUGCUACUUCUAAACCCAGACUUUACCACUGCAUGGAACGUGAGGAAAGAGCUAAUCCUAUCUGGCACUUUAAAUCCAAUUAAGGACUUGCAUCUGGGAAAACUGGCCUUAACUAAGUUUCCAAAGAGUCCGGAAACAUGGAUUCACAGGCGAUGGGUGCUACAACAACUAAUUCAGGAAAACUCCUUACCCACUUUUGUGAAGAAAGAGAACUUGGCAACAUUUCUCACAGAAAGAGUACAACGAAUAGUGCAAGAGGAGAUCGAGGUCUGUGGUGAAGCUGCUGGGAGAUACCCAAGUAACUACAAUGCCUGGUCUCAUCGCAUCUGGGUCUUGCAACACUUGGCAAAGUUGGAUAUCAAGAUUCUUCUUGAUGAACUGUCUUCCACCAAACAUUGGGCAUCCAUGCAUGUUUCAGAUCACAGUGGAUUUCACUACCGCCAGUUCUUGUUAAAGUCUUUGAUAAGCCAAACUAUGACUGACAGUGCUGUAUUAGAACAGAGCCCUUUGGUAAGUGAGCAUAUCCCAGAUCUUCCAAAAGAUGAUAAUGAAGAAGACACAUCAGCAGAACACCACAGGGUGGUGGAUCUUUCCCGUCUUCUAGAGGACGAAGUUGAACUCAGCACAGAUCUCAUUGAUAACUACCCAGGACAUGAAACACUCUGGUGUCAUAGGCGGCAUGUGUUCUACCUUCAGCACCACUUAAACAAUAAGCUUCCUCACAGCCAGAUGCGACUAUCACCCGUGGACAGCAAUGGUGGGACUUUACAUGACUUAAAUCUCAGCCCAGCAGUCACUCAUAUGACUCAAGCCAUGGAUGUGGAUGGCUUAAAUGACUCUAACAAGCAAGGCUAUUCCCAAGAAACUAAGCGACUAAAACGGACACCAGCUCAGGACUCCCUUGGCAUAGAAAUGGAACACAGGUUUAUUGAACAAAUUUUGUCCACCUGCCGAAAUGUAGAGCAAGCCAGGUUUGCUAAUGCUUAUAGGAAAUGGCUGGUUACUUUGAGUCAGUGAAAGAGAUGGAAAAUUCCUGCAGGGUUUUACUUAUAGUGCAAUAUUACUUUCUUUUCUUUUCUUUUCUUUUCUUUUCUAACUUACACAGUUGCAUGUACUGGUUCUACUAUUGGCUUCUUACCCUUUAUGAUCAAUUUUAAGGUUUGUAGGAAGACUCUUCAGUCAUUUGUUUUGUUAGGAACAGGCAAUUCUUUUGUAGGGAAAAAAAAAACCAAAAACAUUUUCCUAGUGUAUAGUGAGUCUUAAAUUUUGAGAAGAAAAUUCAUAUCCUUUGCAUUUCUACUUUGGGCAGCUUUGUAUUCUGUUCUCAUGAUGUUUUUUCCUUUUUUUUUUCUUUUUUGGUUGGAAAGUUUCUUUGUUAACUUGCUAUUAAAAAAAAACCUUUAGGACAUAAUACAGUUUCUAAUGACUAACUUUAAAUAACUUGAUCCAGUUUUUUGUUUGGGAAACAAAUAUGGAUAGGUGAAAAUAAAAACAAAUACUGACUCUAAUGUGCUCUAGUUGUAGACUAAACUAAUCAAGGUCGGUAGAGUUGGGUAAGCAUAAAACUCUCUUCAGAGAUACCAAUUUAUCAAAGGAUUAUUGAUUUUAAACCCUAACUUUUAGAGGUUAUGUUACUACAGUAAUGGAAAAUUAUUUUAGUUAUACUUCUUAUUAUUUUUCCUUUAAAUUGGCAUAGGCUACAAACACCCAACUUAAAACGUUUAUAAUUAGUACCAAGUUUUGUACCAAGUUAGCGUUUUGUUUUGUUUUGUUUUUUAGUUCUUACUAUCUUCCUUCGCAGAUUUGUUGGAUUGGGGAAUCAGAUUAAUUAAACAUCGAAAUUUGUUCAUAAAAAGUUCACCUGUAUUUUAUUUUAUUGAUUUACCAAAUCAACAAACCAUUAUCUUAUUUAUAUUUCUGAAAAUUUAUGAAGUACACUACAGAAUUCUAAAGAGAUGAAUAUUGAAGAUUUUUGGGGGGGGAAAUAAAUGUGGGGGCAUCUUAAGAAAUAGGUUAAAACAUUUUAGCACUGAAAUUGUCCAGACUGAGGACUCGGCAAUCUACUUUAUAUCCAUUGUAUCCGUUGUCAGACUCUUUAGAUAAUUUUGAAACCAGGGAUUCAGUCCCAGGGUUUCACUCUUGCUUUCCUUGAACCCCAAGGGUUGAAAAUAAUAGAGGGAGUUAAUUGCUCAGUGUUUUCUUUAGAUAAUAAUUUCCACCCAUACUUAAUUUUUUUCUCCCUCCUCAUUAUCUGUCCCUUCUUGCCAUAUCCCUGUGUUAUUUCUUGUCACUUACCCUUUGUUGUUUGUAUAUUGUUUUCUUUUCUGUAUUUCUUCAGCAAAAAGUACCCCAUUUUUAUUUCUUGUCUCACAGAAAAAGGGCCAGGAAGGAUGUAUAAGUAUGAUCAGUCCUAUUAAUACCAAAUUGGCAGAAGUUGCUGACCAAAAUAAGAAUACUUUCAAAUCCCCAACUCUCGGGGAGGGAUGUAAGCAGUAGAAGUAGAGAUGCAACCUCACCCUACCUCCUGUGCUUCCAAGUUUUACUUUCUUAUUGGGGGGGGCGCUAAGGACUCAGGAGAAAGAUAGAUUUCUGCUAUUUUACUCUUAUGAAAACCCGAGAUUAACUUGAAUUUUUAAGGCAGUAUAGGAUAGUGGAAAAAGUCGUGGAUUUUGAAUUCAAAGGUUAUGAGUUCAAAUUCCACCUCUGUUAUUUAUUUCCUGGGUAACUUUGGGCAAGUCACUUUACCUCUUGGACCUCAGUUUGUUUGUUUUUUCUCACCUGUAAAAUGAGAUCAUUGGUCUUUUCCAGCUAUAAAGCCUAUGAUCCUAUAACUGAAAUAGGUUUCUCUCAAGGGGGUACAAAAUUUACCCCUUAUUUUGGCAUCAUAGCUCUGUUCAGUGACAGUCAGACAGUGAGCCUUAACAGGGUCCCAGGAAAAAUUGGCCAGCCUGACCCUAGUGGACCUAGAGACCUUAAAUGUAUGACCAACUGCUGCUGGGCUUCUUCCUUGGGGUAAAAGUGACUGUUUUACAGACCUUUCAAUCUAUAUCCUUAUCCUUGUGAAUAUAGUCCUAUGCCCUGAUAUACAGAGCCCUUUUUAGCAGAAGUUCCUGAAUCUAAUACCUCAGGGUCUGGAACCUCUAUGGUAAGUCAUUAGCUUGGGAUUCUUUCUUAGUGGUUACAUAGUAAUGGAGAAGUUAUAACAGGUCCAGUCCAUCCUGCUAGUGUACAUAGCCAACCAUUGCCUCCAUACAGUAUUAACUUCAGUUUCUUUCCUAAGCUUAAUUUUAAUAAUCCUCAAUGAUAGACGUCUCACAUUUUCAUGAUUUUUCUAUUUGAGAAAAACUAUUGGAAUAUUUUCAGUAGUAAAUUGAAACUUUUUGGUCUAGUUUUUCCACUCCUAACAAUGUUCUUAUGAAUUCAGGACCUUCUUAUACCUUCUCUAAAACAGCUUCCAUUUUAGUGUGGGCAGCCUUCAGGUUUUUCAAGGCUAUGUCAUGCCCCUAAUUGAAAUAAUUCCGUUCCUAAAUCUACAUUGGUCUCCUGUCUUAUCAAGGUUAGAGCAAUAAGUGAUCAUUGACAGUUGGAGAGGAGGAACUGCUUGGCAUCAGAAAUUUCUGUGCUAGUUUUUUUCUGAAAUUAGCGUGUGUUAUGAUUAUUUAACAACAAAAAGUUUGGAUAUGUAUGAAUCCAAGGAGUUUCCCUACCAAAAAAAACCAAAAACCCAAUUUUAGUUGUAUAAUGACAUUGAUUCUUAAUAAUUCUGGUAGUGUGGUACGAAUAACUCUGAUAGGAGACAGUAUUAGAGAAGCAGGAAUAAAUAACCUUUAUAGUAGAAGGUUGUGUGAGUGUUAAAGUCGCUUUUUUUAUUCUGGAAAAGUCAAGGAGGAAAAGCUCUGUAAGCAAAUUGACUGUUCUCCAUAUUGAAAGGCCACCCCAUCCUCAUGGCAAAAAUGCAGCCAAGUAACACCCAUAAUCAGGAAUUCAGAGUGAUACUAUGAUAAAUGAAAUCAAACUACCCUUGUAGUUUACCCUUGUAAAUCUUAACUUUUUUUCCCCUCAAGGUUUCCUACUUUUCGAGUGCAGUAUUUGUAAACUAUACUGUGUGCCUUGCUCAUAAAAUACUCAAAGAGUAUAAGAGAUAGUGACUGGCCUUGUGAUUUCAUUGAUCUAGGGAACUACUCAGUGGUUUGAGGAAACACCCUCUACCAAUUCAGGUAGGCACCUUUUCUUCAAAUUAGAACCUUGGAUAGUUGCCUAGAGUGCUGAGAAUUUAGGUGACUUGCCAGGGAUCACAAGACCAGUAUAUGACUGAGGCAGGACAUGAAUCCAGGUCUGACUGGUUUUGAGGUCAGCUGCUAUCCACUACUAUUUUGCCUCUCAAAGGUGAUAAUGAAAUGAUUAAUUCCAGCAAUAUAUGUGUAUGUGUAUAUAUAUGUACAUAUAUCUACAUAUUCAAAAAUAAACUGGAAAUACUCAUUUAGGUGCUGGUUUAACAUCCCAUUUGGGAAAGGUGAUAUGAAUACUGGCUGAGAAUUCUAAAGCUAGUUCCACUACAUUAAGAUCUUUCCUUUGACCAUUUUAAGGUGUCAGAAUCAGACUUUAAGAGAGCAAUAUUUUUGUACCUGUGGGGUUUACCUGUUUGUUGAGAUGUAUGUUGGGUAUAUGUGUGUGUCUGCUUUUUUCUCAGCUUCUAAACAGUGAAAUCCACCUUUUGAGAUAUUUCUCAAACUCACUACUGAGUCAUUAGGGAAGCUAACCUAGACUUUGAAAGUCAUCUUUUCUCAUUCCUGCUUUGCAAAUUUAAUUUAAGUUCCCAUGAGGUUAUAAUCAGAGAAAGUAAAAAUAAAAUAACUAAUAUGGAUUGUUACCUUAGUGUUAAAAAAAGGAUUUUUGUUCAUACUGAUCUAUUCCAGAAUUCAUUAACAAAAAUGAGACAGCAACUUUUCUACAGUGGCUUUUUUUGUAUGUUCCUCAAAGAAGUGCCCAGGUAGCACAUUUGGGGUGUUCUUUAAGUUUAGGUCAUGUGACACCUUUGGCUUACUUCCAGCUGACCAGAGAUACGUAUGUACACACACACGCACACACACGUUUAUGCAUGUAUGUGAAUGUGUAGGUAUUUACAUAUGUAUACAUGUAAACAUGCUUUUGAAUUGUUUUUUGAUAAAUGCUUUGUGACUCAAGAAAGGUAAUUUCUUAUUCCAUUUUUUCCCCCACUUGAUCUGAGUGUCAGCAAGAGGCCAAGUAAUGGAUGUAUAAUAGUUAUUGUCCCCUGUGCCUCAGUUUCCUCAUUGUCUAGAGGAAAGUGGUGAAGUUUUGCCAAUAGAAGUAUUACAUAAUCUUUUAUAUAAUUCUUUUCCCCAAAAGAUGUUUCAAACCUUCUGUGUUAACAUGCUGUCCUUAAAUUUAAAAAAAAAUCCUAAAAAGCAAAUUUUUCGAGAUAAUUUAUAUCAUUUUUAAUAGUUGCACUUUUUUAUUUUUCAUGUGAGAUUCUCAGAUGGGUCUACUCUACACCCAUUAGCACCUUAAAGUGCCCCAUCCCCAAAGUACAAUGUAUGCUAGAAUCCUAUUUUAUGGAGGAGGGAGUUGAGACAUAGGCAUCACUGGAAAAAUCUAACAUCGUUGUAAGUUGUGAAGAAGAAAGGCAUGAUCACACCCAUGGAAAGGUGUAAGUGAAAGGAGCCCUAGAUUUCAAGCCUCAUAUCUUAGUUUUCCUAGUUUACUACAUGUGUGACCUUAGGCAAGUCACUUAACUUCUGGGCCUCAUUUUCCUUAUUUGUUAAAAUAAGGGGCUUGGACUAAAUGAUUGACUCUUAAGUUGCUUCUUUCUCUCUGCAGCCUAUCAAUUCUGCUUUGUUUUUUAGGAUUUAAAACAUAGAACUUUUUACAUAAAACAUACAGUUUUGUUUAUUAGAGCGCCUGUAUUCUUUGAAGCAGGAUUAUAGUCAUUUAAAUCUAAUUUUGGAGGCAGAAACCAAAAACAAUUUGAAGAAUACUGACAGUUACAUCAAGUGCCCAAGUAGUCAUUCAGAUGUAAACUGCUAGACAGUAGUGACUCUUUAUUUCGGUAGACUUCUCAGUGAAGGGAAUGUCGUUUGUUGUGUUAUAGGUUGUGACAUGGACAGAUAGGAUGUUUUGGUUUAUAUUUUUAUUUAGUAAUUAAGGUGUCCAAGCACUUUACCAAGAAUUGGUAUAUUAGUUCCUUAUAACCAAUUUUUUUUUCUUGUUUGAGGUAUCCCAUUUAUUUUUAAUGGUUACCAUAUAGCCUUUUUAUAAAGGAGCUGUGGUAUUGCCUCCUAAAAGAAAGAACAGACGUUAACUUUAAGUGAAUCUUUUGUCUUGGUUUAUUCAAAGCCUGAAUUCAUUCAGAAUUUCAGACUUGACACAAAACAACUGAAAAACAUGAUAACAUUAUGUAGAAGUGAAAAUCUAAAAUGUGAAUGUAUAAAGAGGUGCAAAUAAUAGAAGAAAAAAUAAUUUUAAGUAAUACUUUGUGACUUCAUAACACUUUUCUUACCUAAGAUCCCAAAGUGCUUUACAGAGAAAUGUUAGAACCGCCAUCAUACAGUAUGUUUUGCAGGCUAGGCAAACAGUAGACACGUUGUGAUUCUGGGAGACUAGUCCUUUGAGCCUGCCUCCCAUACCACCCUUUGGUACUAUUAAUUAAGCAGGCUCAGGCUCACUUCCUUCUUAGCACUAUCAGAAACCAAACUCUUUCCUCAGAAACAUGAAUUAUAAUAAUGAGGUAGCAUAGUCUGCUCAAGAAAUCCUGUGCUUCCAAGAAUAUUAACUUCAGACAGUUUAUGCUUUCCAAAUAUUAGUAUAGUCAGUGAUACUAACCCUGACAUUUCCUUUAUUAAUGUGUAAUUUAUCUCUCAGGGUAUAGGAUACUUAGUAAAUUUAGGGUAAACUUUUUAUAGUCAGUGGCAAAAAUAAAAAAAUAGAGGCAUAGUUGCCUAAUAUAUUACUAGCUCUCAACAUUUUUAGACUAGAUAGUAUUUUAUAUAAAUCACUAGCUAAUAUAGGAGCUGGUUACCUGCUUUGAGACUGCCUUGUUGCGCAUCUAUGCUGCUCCCCAUAGUACAUAUUGUGAGCAUACUUUAAUAUGUAUCUUAUAAAAAUUAUUUAUAUAUUUCCAUCUUCUCUAUGUUUCAGGGAAGGCAGGAGAGAAUGUAUCUGUCUUGUCCUUUUGGUUGCUAUAGAAUUAACAAGUUUGAAAAUUUGAGGAGAAUGAACACUAGAGGUACACAGAUUUUAACAGAUGUUUUGCCUCAUAAGAUGUCUGUCUGCUGGACAAUGUUUAUGUCCAUGCCAUCUGUAGUUCAAUGUGGAGAGCUAAAUUGUUAAAGAUUAGGGUUAAAAUUGUCUUUAGUUCUGUUAUUUGGCACUUCGAGUAUGUAAGAAUUGGGAGAAAUAUCAUUUUAUGCAAGAGAAUUUUGAUAGAACGUUAUUAUGGAGAAGCAAAUUAUCUCUUUGGGGGGAGACUAUUGUAAAUGAACAUUGUGACUCUCCAGCUACAUAAACAUAACAAAUAAAAUUUAGAUUAUUCUGCUCCAUAGAAUAUAAAUACAA
This is a messenger RNA of Vombatus ursinus (common wombat), 7894 nucleotides long. RefSeq names its product protein prenyltransferase alpha subunit repeat containing 1 (gene PTAR1). Gene Ontology annotation, biological process: protein prenylation. Gene Ontology annotation, cellular component: cytoplasm. The coding region runs from base 44 to 1339 and encodes 431 amino acids. Gene Ontology annotation, molecular function: protein prenyltransferase activity. Lineage: Eukaryota; Metazoa; Chordata; Mammalia; Diprotodontia; Vombatidae. The transcript is spliced from 7 exons. The record is from RefSeq and is a predicted model, not a curated record.